AUGGCAGAUCCUUUGGGAUGUCUUCGAGCUGCCACAAUUUCAAUCGCAAUUUGGAAUAUUAUUUAUUGUUUUAUUCAAUUUGGUCUGUUGGGUUGGCAAUUUCAAGUUGUUAAAGAUAUUCUGGCGGAAUAUGAGAAUCGACAAUUACCAGCGACUGGAGCUAUUGAUGGAUUUCAAGCUAGAUUUCCUGGAUUAUAUCAGAUUUAUACAGAAACACCGGAAAGGAGGAGAGCUAAUGGUAAAUUUUUGUCGAGGGAAAACACCGACUUAAAACUUUCAAACUUUGCCUCGUGGUCAGAGCCACAGUAGAUUAUAUGAGAUCUACAGUAAUCCAAUUCUCUUUUAAUUUUUGUAGAUCAAAGGAGGAUCAUUUUGUUUUCAACUCUUUUAGAGUACCGUACAUAACUAACAGCUUAUUUGAUUUUCAUCCAAUUCAGUUCCAAAUAAAAAUUGUAGAAUUGAUCCAAGCCUAUCAUUUUAAUUUUAAUCAAACUCUGAAAUGUUUCCUGCAAUUAAAAGAAAAAUCCUUAAUUCCAACUUUUUCCAGCAAUGUACGUAAUAAUAAUAGUGGCAAUAAUUCUUGCAAUCGGAAAUCUUCUAACAUCAGUAACUCUACUCUACGCUGCUAUAAAAUAUUUAAAAGUUCUAAUUUGGCCAUGGUUUGCCACUUCAAUUCCACUUUGUAUUAUGACAACUGUUUAUGCUGUAUUAUGGUGGAGUGGAGAUGUAUUUAAUGAACAAUUGAGUUUUUCGAUUUUUGAGUUUGUUAUGUCUGUUGCUGUUAAUGUAAGUUUGGAGAGAAACGGUGGAGGGGGGAGUUUAUUGAGAAAAUGUUACUCGCGGUUUAAAAAUAUUCACAAAAAAUUUUAGUGUUAAACUUUUUAAUAUUUUUUUCGAGAUCAUAACAUUUUGAAAAGGCAAUUCUAAUUUCAAGUUUUUCAAAUAUAAUAUUUUUGCAGAGCAUCACAAUAAUCGUAGUCAUCGUAUUUUUCUCUCGUUUAAACGGAAGUCUUCUCUCAACUCGUCCAAAACAUUCUCGACGUCGAAAACGAAAACAUGUGCAACGUGUCUAUUUGGAUCCCAAUCAUUAUAAUCCACGUCAUAACACAUCACAUGCGGCUCCAUAUCUCGAAAUCGAUACAGGCGAAUUAUUCUCGCCAAAGCCACGUGGCGACGGUCCGCCACCUUCGAAUUUGCCAGAUUGGAGAAGAGAAUGGCCAAGUUUGCCAGAUGUUGAAUUGCAGAAAAAAAUGAAGAGAAGAAGGAAAGAGGAGAGACGCAGAGAUGGUUAUGACGUGGCAUUUGGAGCUGGAGGAGCACAAGGAGUACAAGGAAAUACGUGAGUUGUUUGAUAGUUGGGUUACACUUGUGAAAUUUAUUUUUUGUUCAGAAUAGACUUCUAUGCGCCUGAAGCUGGCGAUGCACAAUUUCCAUGGAAAAUGAAAACUUUAGAAGAAAAUUAUCACGAAAGACGAAAAACACAAGCGAAUAAAAUCAAAACAUUGUAUUAUCAACAUUGGCCAGAAGAUUUGCCGAAUAUGCCAAUUGAAAUGAGAAGAAGAAUGCAAGAAGAACGAGAAAAUGAUGAAAUACAACGAAAUAAAUCGAGAUUGAAGUAUUUUGAAGAUGUUUAA
Caenorhabditis angaria is the source of this 1634-nucleotide messenger RNA. Lineage: Eukaryota; Metazoa; Nematoda; Chromadorea; Rhabditida; Rhabditidae. The record is from the annotation of a GenBank genome assembly.